AUGUUACCUACUCGAGCCUCGAUUCUCGGUUCUGCACUUGGCUCGGCUUUUGCGUCCGCCCAAUCAUUCGUUCCGGUUCCACAGGAUGUCGCCACUGUCAACUCGGUGAAUUACCCAGGUUCAUCCAUAUCAUACAAAAAGACGGAAUUAUGUGAAACGACCCCAGGCGUGAACAGCUACUCUGGUUAUGUGACUUUGCCUGUCGCAAACAAUUCUUACAAUGCAAGCAUCUUCUUCUGGUAUUUUGAGGCCAGAAACAAUGCGCAAAAUGCGCCGACGACAAUCUGGAUGCCAGGAGGGCCUGGAACGUCUUUUCUAGACGGCGGCUCCAACGGCUUUCCAUGCAUCAUCAACCCGGACUCGAACAGUAGCACUCUCAACGAGUGGUCGUUAAAUGUUGACUCCAACAUGUUGUACAUUGAUAUCCCGGUGCAAACUGGAUACUCAUACACAGAUAUCAAGAAUGGCACGUUCAACACGGUCACAAAGGAGUUUACCCCUUUGGCUGUCGCCAAUGAGACCAUUGAGACGAACCAGACGACUUUUGUGGCUACUAUGUCAAGCCAAGAUCCAAGUCUGACUGCGAAUACAACGAUUCAAGUGGCAAAGGAAAUGUGGGACAUUGCACAAAUCUGGUUUCAAGAAUUUCCCGAAAGAUCAACAACGAACGAGGAGGUAAAUUUGUGGACAUACUCCUAUUCAGGCUUUUUCGGGCCGGCAACCUUGGCCAACUUCCAGCAGCAGAGCGAGCUCAUCGCCAACGGAAGCAGCGCCAAUGAAAACGAUGUAGCCAUUCAAGUCGGGUCGUUGGGCAUCAUCAAUGGCUGCAUUGACUCAGAGAGCCAAGCUUCGUUCUGGCCCACAUUCGCCAUGAACAAUACUUAUGGCAUCAAAGCCAUCCCGGAAGAGGCGUAUGACAUUGCUGUAGGCAACUUGUCGACAGCCUAUGACCUCCUACACCAGUGCCGCGCUGCAGUCGCCGAGCUCGACCCUGAAGGCACCGGUGCAGUAGAUGAGGUCAAUGAAGCAUGUUUUGCAGCGACUCAGCUCGGAUUUGGCUUGGUGCAGGGAGUCUACACAGAACUUUCAAAUAGGAGCGCAUUCGAUAUCACUCUCCCCUCUCCAGCCGCGUUCCCAGCCGCAUAUAGUACCGCAUACUACAACCAGCGAUGGGUUCAAGAAGCGCUGGGAGUCCCCGUCAACUUCACCCUCAGUGCUAACUCGGUGGUCAACAAUUUCUUUGCCGCCACCGGUGACCCAUUGAUCGUCACUAAGCGGGCACUAGAGUCUCUUCUGGACGCAGGCGUUGGGGUCGCAAUGGUCUACGGAGAUCUCGACUACCGUUGUAACUGGAUGGGCGCAGAAAACGUAUCGCUGUCAGCUUCAUACUCGGACGCUUCAUCUUUCCAGAGCGCAGGCUACGCGCCUAUCACGACCAACUCAAGCUACCAAGGCGGCUUGGUCAGACAGUUCAAGAACUUCUCUUUCUCACGCGUGUUCGGAGCCGGUCACUCAGCUGCCUCCUACCAACCUGAGACUGUGUUCCGAAUCUUCGAAAGGGCAUUAUUUGGCAAGGACGUAGCGACGGGCGAGGCCGAUGCGGGACAAUCUUCGAGCUACGCCUCUCAGGGUGCGUCCAGCGUCUUGAAUGUGACGAACGAGAUACGUGAGCCGAUCAUUGGGCCUCUGUGUUUCUGGUUCGACGCUAUGGAGACUUGCGACGAAGAACAGCUGGGGGCUCUAGAGAAGAACGUUGCCGUCAUCGAAGACUACAUCGUGGUGAGCCCGGCUGGAUCAUUCUCUAGCACGUAUGGGAAUCCCACCAGCACCACAUCGGUGCCUCAGGCGACGGUGUCGAAGUCGGCGGCCACCAGGCGAUACAAGAUCAUGUUCUAG
Messenger RNA from Diaporthe amygdali, 1896 nucleotides. RefSeq lists its product as uncharacterized. NCBI's taxonomy places the organism in Eukaryota, Fungi, Ascomycota, Sordariomycetes, Diaporthales, Diaporthaceae. Gene Ontology annotation, biological process: proteolysis. Gene Ontology annotation, cellular component: fungal-type vacuole. The transcript is spliced from 7 exons. The coding region runs from base 1 to 1896 and encodes 631 amino acids. Gene Ontology annotation, molecular function: serine-type carboxypeptidase activity. The record is from RefSeq and is a predicted model, not a curated record.